CAACUACCUGAAUGGCGUGCUUGGCUCUGACUCGCAAGGCGCGCCUCCAAGGGCGAUGCUGUUCUGCGAUGCGGCUGUGCAGACGGACAGCAUGGCCUUGGGAGUCGGAGUGACGUCGGGUCAUUCGUACUUCUCGACCAACGCCGACGUGACUGAGCAUGCUGAGCACUCCAAGUUGACCGCCCAGGAGCUAUGGACUAUCCUUAAAUCGAGCCAGGAUAUCUCGAGUGUCAUGAAUCUGUCUUCUGCGCUGCAGCGGCUGACGGAAAUUGCGACUGACAUUUCGGGGUCUCAGAGCACCUGCGGUGAGUUUUUGUGCCUGAUUCAUAAGUAUGCUCAAGUCUUGUGUUUCAGUGGUGAUCGCUCGGGAAGUGGG
Molecule: messenger RNA, 376 nt
Organism: Mycena citricolor
Lineage: Eukaryota; Fungi; Basidiomycota; Agaricomycetes; Agaricales; Mycenaceae
Source: the annotation of a GenBank genome assembly